GGCCGAAGUUCGUUAUCAUCUAAUCCAUUUUAGACAAGUUUCCGUCCUCUCUCUUCUUCUUUCAGCAAAACCAGCUGAGCUCCGAUGGCCAUGACUGUCAUGGCCUUGUCUUUCUCUCCACCUCUCUCUGUCUCCCCUCCUCGCCCCUCUCUCAUUCCUCUUCGUCUUCCUUCUCCUCGUUUUCCCACUCUCACUCCGAAACUGAGAAUAAGUAUCCAAUGCGCAACCAGAGACAACACAGAAGCAAACCCGCCCGCAGCAUCCACCCAGAGCUAUGAUCCGAAGAAAGGAGUGCCGCUUUAUAAGCCUAAGUCAUACGAUGUUCUUGUAACUGACGCUGCUAACUCUCUCGCUUUUGCUCUUCAAGAUGGCAAAACCCGCCUCGAGAUUGAUUUCCCGCCCUUGCCAAGCAACAUUUCUUCUUAUAAGGGAUCUUCAGAUGAGUUCAUUGAUGCCAACAUUCAACUUGCCUUGGCCAUUGUCAGGAAACUCCAACAAAAAAGGGAAACUCGAGCUUGCAUUGUGUUUCCUGAUAAGCCAGAAAAACGCAGGGCCUCUCAGCUUUUCAAAACAGCUCUCGACUCGAUUGAUGGUAUAUCUAUAGGUUCUCUUGACGAUGUCCCUAGUGGUGCAGUCACUACAUUCUUCAAAUCUAUCAAGAACACUCUGGAUUUUGAUUUUCAAGAUGAAAAUGAAGGUCGUUGGGAACCUAAGGAGCCACCAACUCUUUAUAUAUUUAUUAACUGUAGCACACGUGAACUUUCUGUUAUAGAGAAGUAUGUGGAGAUAAAUGCCCUGUCAACCCCAACACUUCUAUUCAAUCUUGAACUUGACACUUUGCGUGCUGACUUGGGUCUUCUGGGAUUUCCUCCCAAAGAUUUGCAAUAUCGAUUUCUUUCUCAAUUCAUCCCAGCGUUCUAUAUACGAAUCAGGGAGUACUCCAAGACAGUAGCAGUAGCACCUUUUGUUGUGAAUUACAGUGGAGCACUAUUUCGCCAAUAUCCUGGACCUUGGCAGGUGAUGCUUAAGCAAUCAGAUGGUUCUUAUGCCUGUGUAGCUGAGAGUGCAACACGCUUCACUCUUGGAGAGACAAAGGAAGAACUGUUGAGGGUCCUUGGAUUGCAAGAGGAACAAGGAAGCCAACUAGAAUUUCUUCGCAGAGGCUACAAGACUUCCACUUGGUGGGAAGAGGAUGUUGACUUGGAAGCGUCUUCAGCAUGGCGUAGUUGAGUAGCCGAAGGACAGUUGACCACAAUGAGAUAUCACUGUAUAUAGAUGCUUCAUCAAGCUCUUAGGACUAGUUGUGCCUCUGUUCUUAUUGCCACGAACGUUUGCUGCAAAGCGUGAUGCAAAUAUAGUUGCACCAAGGCUGUAGGAUUCUGCAGUGUUAUCUCUUUGCUCAACCAAGG
This is a messenger RNA of Theobroma umbraticum, 1409 nucleotides long. It is a transcript of the gene LPA3, whose product is annotated as Low PSII Accumulation 3. Lineage: Eukaryota; Viridiplantae; Streptophyta; Magnoliopsida; Malvales; Malvaceae. The record is from RefSeq and is a predicted model, not a curated record.